AGUCAAGCACCAGCCUCAACUACAAAGCACUCGGGUGGGCGACUGCAAGUCAUGACUACACGGCGGGACAACAGUUCGCGUUGAUACAUUCAUUUUAACUGGAAUCAAAAAGAAAAACAGGCUGAAUCUUCGACAUCUGAAGGAAAAAAAAAAAAAAAGAGAUUUGUACGUCUGCUACCUCUUGUCCAGAAUCUGGUACAAAUAUUCCUACAAAGCCCACAAAGAUGGAGGAAGCUGUGAACCGAUGUGACAGUUGUAAGUCAGGAUUUGUGGACUACGAGAGUCUGAUGAGCAAGUCGGCCAAGAGAAUCGCCACACCUGUACUCCGGGUACUCCAACAAUACCAGACGGACACAACCAACAUCUGCAUGGGUGGCGGGUCACCUGACCCUGCGACAUUCCCCAUUGCUGAGCUGCAGUUUAAACUCAAAGACGGCACAGUCCUACAAGUGGACCCCGACACCCUCGCUGCAGCCGGCGUGCAAGUGGACGGUCUGGGGGGCCGCGAGAGGGUGUGGUCUACAUCAUCCGUCGGCACCACAGAUCAACUCUUACUGCCCAGCUCCUGA
Messenger RNA from Pomacea canaliculata, 569 nucleotides. Its product is annotated as aromatic amino acid aminotransferase DDB_G0287711-like. NCBI's taxonomy places the organism in Eukaryota, Metazoa, Mollusca, Gastropoda, Architaenioglossa, Ampullariidae. The transcript has 5 exons. Bases 225 to 569 code for a protein of 114 amino acids. The record is from RefSeq and is a predicted model, not a curated record.